AUAAGAAGAAGAAGAAGGAGAAAGGAAAAAUGGUAAGAAGAAACGGAAUUCAUGUCAUUUCAAGUCUUCCGACGAGGCUGUGGUGGCCGCAGCAACGAAGGAAAGGAAAACGGGCCGUCGUGCGAUUAGGAAACAGGCGACGAGGCUUCUUGGUGGGACAACCGCGUACGGUGGUGCAGAGAUGGAGGAUGAACAUCGGAAAGCCGAUGAAGAUGAUGAGAAAUAUAAUUAUGGGAAUUAUCUCAAAUGGUGGAAAUGUCAAGGUCUUAGAUGCUUAUCUAUGGUCUUUACCGAUUUUACGUCCUCAGUUGUUUCCACUAUGUUGA
Messenger RNA from Eutrema salsugineum, 326 nucleotides. RefSeq lists its product as uncharacterized. The record is from RefSeq and is a predicted model, not a curated record. The transcript has a single exon. NCBI's taxonomy places the organism in Eukaryota, Viridiplantae, Streptophyta, Magnoliopsida, Brassicales, Brassicaceae. Bases 30 to 326 code for a protein of 98 amino acids.